This is a messenger RNA of Drosophila pseudoobscura, 2416 nucleotides long. RefSeq lists its product as uncharacterized. Gene Ontology annotation, cellular component: membrane. The transcript has 6 exons. Lineage: Eukaryota; Metazoa; Arthropoda; Insecta; Diptera; Drosophilidae. The record is from RefSeq and is a predicted model, not a curated record. Gene Ontology annotation, molecular function: phosphatidylinositol bisphosphate binding. Bases 137 to 2140 code for a protein of 667 amino acids.
CUUAUCGGCCUUAGCUUUGAAUAAACAUAUAUUUCGAGUGUAUUCGUGGAGCUCUUGCAAGUGCAUUACCGAAAUCAGUCAUUUUUGUUUUGGCACAGUUUUUGGGCAGUCUGCAAUCGAUAGCGCGAUAGUCAGCAUGACAUUCCUUCGACCCUUGCCGGCGGGCCUGCAAAAGAUUGCCAUCGAGGAGCUCAAUGAGGUCCCCGAUCGCGUGGAGUCGGACAUAUCCUCAUUGAGGAUCUGGUUGCAGAAGCAGCCGCAUCUCUCUGCCUGCAUGGAGGAUCAGUUCCUGCUGAGUUUUCUGCGAGGAUCAAAGUUCAGUUUGGAGAAGGCCAAGCAAAAGAUCGAUCGGUUCUACACUUUGCAGGCGGUGAUACCGGAGGUCUUCAAUGAACAUCGACUGGUGGAUGAUCCUCAGGUGCUGGAGAUCAUUCGAAUGGGUGUGAUCUUGCGCAUUCCCCUGGACAAAGGGGACACUGGUCCUGCCGUCACAAUCAUUCGAGUGGGUUCCUACGACACCCAGAAAUUCAAGUUCCAGGACAUCAUUCGCGUGGGCUCAAUGUUCGGGGAGAUCAUGAUGCUCGAGGACGAUAAUGCCACUGUCAGUGGCUAUAUGGAGAUCAUGGACAUGACGGGAGUCACGGCUGCAAAUCUGUUUGCCCUCCAGCCGCAGCUCCUUAGCAAAUUCUCAGCCUACGCCGACGAGGCGAUGCCCACGCGGCAGAAGGGCAUUCACUUCAUCAAUGUCCCGAGGGCCUUCGAAACGGGCUUCAAAUCACUGCUCUCCUGGUUUCCCGGAAAGAUCAGAGAGAGGGUAUCUGUUAGCGCUGAUCCAGAGGCGAUCUUUGAGCGCGUCUCUCGGGAGUAUUUACCAGUCGAAUAUGGCGGAACCAAGGGCUCUAUUCAGGACUUGACAGAGGAAAUGGAAUCCAAGCUGGGAAGCUAUCGUAGCUACUUCGAGGGCACGCAGAUCUUUGGCAUCAACGAGCAGCUGAGGGAGGAGCAACGGCUACCCGGCAACAGCCACGAGAGUCACUUCGGUGUGGAUGGCUCCUUCCGCCUGCUGGCCAUCGACCGACUCGACUCGAAUCGACUCUUUCAAUCCAUCCACGAUAGCUUAUCGAUUACCAUUUUGAGGCACACAAAGGCCGGGGUCGCCACUCGACGUUCGUUCGCCGAUCAAUCGAACCGUGCGCUCCCCAAGAUGCCGCCUGCCAUCCGUCCGCUGAGCCCCGAGCUGCAGAAGAAUGCCGUGGAGAAGCUGAACGAGAUUCCCGAGAAGAUUGAGGAUGACAUUGCCGCCCUGAGGGAGUGGAUCCGCCAGCAGCCCCACCUUAAGGCCCGCACGGACGAUCAGACGCUGGUGAACUUCCUCCGCGGCUGCAAGUACAGCCUGGAGCGAACCAAGUCCAAGAUCGAUCGGUUCUAUACGCUGCGCACCAAAUACCCGGAUUUCUAUGCGGCCCACAAUGUGGAUGUGGACAAGAUGUUGGAGAUCUUUCGAUUGGGAGCCAUUAUUCUGUUGCCGCGUCCCCUGAACGACAAUGGUCCGCGCAUAGCACUCCUGCGACAGGCCGUGUACGAUCCGAGCAAGUACACUUUUCAGGAGGUGAAUCACGCGGCGGGACUCAUGCAACAGAUCAUGCUGAACGAGGACGAUGUGGCCAUUGUCAACGGCAUGGUCUCCAUACUGGAUCUGGCCAAUGUCACCACAGCACACUUCCUGCACAUGACACCGGCAUUUGCCAAGAAGAUGACCGUCUUCCAGGAGGAGGCACUGCCCCUGCGACCCCAAGGCGUGCACUUCAUCAACACUCCCGGGGGCUUUGAGACCAUCUUCAAUAUGGUCAAGCCCAUGCUGUCCAAGAAGCAGCAGGGACGCCUCUAUGUCCACGGAAGCAAGUGGGAGGCCCUCUACGAGCAAGUGCCCAAGAAGUAUCUACCCGUCGAGUACGGAGGGGAGAACGGUUCCAUUCCGGAGAUCAUCGCCGAGUGGGAGCAGCGCAUUCUCGCGUACAGAGGCUUCUGGGAGGAGGAGAACAACUACGGCACCGACGAGAGCCUGCGGCUGGGCAAAGCCGUCGAUUUCGAGAGCCUCUUCGGGCUGCAGGGCUCGUUCAGGCAACUGAAUGUUGACUGAGGCCCAUACACCCCCUCCGACUGGGCGCCUAAAUAUAGCCACACAAACUGCAGUCCACUCUUAUCAUAAGUAACGAUGAUGUAGCACGAACUGAAGCAGUCGAUUGGCCAUAAACGGUUUUAGUAGAUAAGCAAUAUACGAUAUGAAACAAAGUACUCACCAAUGUUCAACAAAGCACAAAGCCCAGGAACAGGUGUGGCAAUCUGCAAGGAAAAAGAUGGCUAAGUCCCUGAUUUAAAUGCAGAAAUUAUAAUGAUUAAAUUAAAGUAUAUUUUA